Molecule: messenger RNA, 1024 nt
Organism: Vanessa tameamea
Lineage: Eukaryota; Metazoa; Arthropoda; Insecta; Lepidoptera; Nymphalidae
Product: carbonyl reductase [NADPH] 3-like
Exons: 2
Coding region: 50-892 (280 amino acids)
Molecular function (GO): carbonyl reductase (NADPH) activity
Source: RefSeq, a predicted model, not a curated record
GUAACGCUGUUUUGAUGUUGAUAUAAAUAAAUUGUUAAGGCAACUAACUAUGAGUGAAUACAAAAUUGCGAUUGUAACAGGUGCUAAUAAGGGCCUAGGUUUUGCCAUCGUCAAAGGUUUAUGUCAAAAUUUUAAGGGCUCAGUAUAUUUAACAUCACGAAACGAAGAUCGUGGUAAGAAUGCUUGUCAAGAAUUACAGAAAUUAGGUUAUACACCUCAGUACUACCAGCUCGACGUAACCGAUGAAAAAAGUGUGUUCAAUUUAUGUUCAUUUUUAAAAUCACGUAAGAUUGAUUUGUUAAUAAACAAUGCUGGAGUUCUGUUUCUGAAAGAUUCAAAAGAAUCUAAGAUUAACCAAGCAGAACAAACUUUAUUAAUUAACUUUUUCGCUUUAGUUAACUUUACUGAAGCAAUUUUACCUUUUAUGAAUGAUCAUAGUACUAUUCUCAAUAUUUCAAGUUCGUCUGGACACUUAUCACGAAUACCUUCAGAGAAGUUAAGAAAAGAAAUAAGCAAUCCUAAUCUUAGCUUAACUGAUUUAAAGAGUUUAAUGAAGAAAUACAUAGAUUCUGUAAAAUUUAACAGAGAAAUUUUAGACGGCUGGGGCGAUUCGCCUUAUGUGGUGUCAAAAGUUGGUUUAAAUGCCUAUACUUUUAUACUGAAUCGGAGAUUUAAAGAAAGAGGUAUUUUAGUAAAUUGCGUGCACCCCGGUUAUGUAAUGUCAGAUAUGACACGAGGAGCUGGUACUGUGAGUCCAGAACAAGCUGCUGAAGUGGUGAUGAAAUUAGCACUUACACCUGAAACCGGCGGUUUAUAUGUAUGGCACAAUGGUGACACUGUACCAUGGGAUGGACCGGAUCCACGGGGAUAUAUUGACGGAAAACCUUUAUAAUAUAACCUUAAAUACAUCCAUAUCAUUUGUGUAACACAAAACAGCAAUUAAUUAAGAAUUAAGUCAUUUAAAUUUUCUAAGUUUGGGAAAUAAAUUGCGAACCAUUUAUUUUUCUUUGAAUCAUUGUCAAUU